AUGAACAACCGAGCCCUUUACCAACCCGAGCCCGAAAUCGACUUCAUCCCCCUCCUCCUCCUCUUCAUCCUCCCCCUCUGGAUCUGUGCCGUAAUCGAGAUCUGCCUGGUAGUCUUCUACAUCGUCGGGUGGGCCAUCGGCGCCGUGCCGUACUGCAUUCGGUUCCUUACGGGGGGCUGGUCGGAGGUGCUGCGGCCGGAGGUGCCGCGGAAGAGGAUGAGGGCGACGGAUGAGGUGAUGGUGCGUGGUUGGACGAUGGAGGGGAGGUAG
Dichotomopilus funicola is the source of this 270-nucleotide messenger RNA. RefSeq lists its product as uncharacterized. The record is from RefSeq and is a predicted model, not a curated record. Bases 1 to 270 code for a protein of 89 amino acids. The transcript has a single exon. Lineage: Eukaryota; Fungi; Ascomycota; Sordariomycetes; Sordariales; Chaetomiaceae.